Messenger RNA from Humulus lupulus (European hop), 1773 nucleotides. RefSeq lists its product as uncharacterized. The record is from RefSeq and is a predicted model, not a curated record. Lineage: Eukaryota; Viridiplantae; Streptophyta; Magnoliopsida; Rosales; Cannabaceae. The transcript is spliced from 4 exons. Bases 1 to 1773 code for a protein of 590 amino acids.
AUGGCUGCUAGCAUGAUUACCGAAUGUGGUAUUCAACUAGUUGCCACUACUCAUGGAGUCACAUUUAAGAAUUUGAUAAUGAAUCCUUCCCUUGAAAUGCUUGCAGGGAGAAUACAGUUCACUAUCAGAGAAGAAAAAAUGGUUAGAACUCGUGGUGCUUCCUCCAAGAAGAUCCCUGCUUCUCAAUCCCGAAAGGUGCCAUCUCCUUUGCCUCCUCCAUCUGUGUCAACGGCGGCUCCAUCUGUUCCAGCACCUGCCUCAUCUGUUGGGAAAUCUUGCAAAUCCAAGGCGCGCAAGAAGGUAUUUUCCCUCUCUCAUGAACACCCCAUGGUGUUUCCAGAUAUCUCGGCUGACAUUGUCGAUGUUGCACCACCAUCUGAAGUGGUGGUGCCCUCUCGAGCCAAGGACCCAUCUCCUCUUCCGAUUGAUUCUUCUAUGGCGGCUAGGGCAAAAUCAAAAUCUGUUUCAUCUUCUUCCAAAGCUGCUGCUGCUGGGUUGCUCAAAUUGCCCUUGAAGCCGAGCCAGUCCAAGAAAAAUUCUGUCACUCCCAAAAGGAAAUUGGGGUUGGACGCGUCUUCUUCUCCCUUGUCUGCUGCCAAGAAAAAAUUGAAGGCUCAUCCCCCUUCUCUGUCUUCCUCCGAAUCUGACCCUGAGGAAGAAAAGUCUGAAUCUGAAGCAACCCAUGAUACCACCUUAUCUGAUGAAACGGUUCCUGACAAUGCAGAAUCAGAGGCUGAGUCUGAUGAGCCAGAAAAAGAAGACAUUGUCCCCUCUGAACAAGAAGCCGAAUCUGACUCAGACCAAAUUGCAACUCCUUUGACACCCAAGGCUAAAGGGAAGAAACCUAUUUCUGAUCCUACACCUUCUCAAAAACGUUCAGGUGUAAAUUUCAAACCUUACUCUUCCAUUUUUUGCUAUAAUGAUAAUGCUCGUGAUAUGGUUCUAUACGCUCAAAGGAAAUUUAUCAUUGAGAGAAAUUAUGUCUUGAGUGAUCAUCGGCCCUAUGGUGUGCUAACAAUGCUUCAAGAUCGAAAAUGGACAGUGUUUGUUAGGGGCCAUUGGUUCUCGUUUUCUCCUCAAGACAUUGCCCUUGCUUUGCAUCUUCCCCUUGAUGUCGAGGAUGAUGAUGAUGUUGCCUCUCUUGACAAGGACAUGGUUAUCACUGAAUUGGUAGGGCAAAAAAUCGUAUGGCCAUCUAAUACAGUCAUCUCGGUCUCCAAUCUCACCUACACUUAUGCUGUCCUCCAUAAGUUUGCCACAACAAAUUGGAAGCCCACUUCUCACACCGCCACUAUCUCUUUUGAUAUGGAAUCAUUUUUGUACAAGGUGGGGACCGGUCUUGGUAUAAAUUUGGCUUUGGUUAUUCAUGAUCAAGUCAUUGGGUUUCGCAAAGGUAAUAGGAAAAACUUGAAUCUUCCUUUUCCUCAAGUUAUUUAUAAAGUGUUGAGUAUGCAGAAAAAAGAUCUCCAACGUGAUCAAGAAGACUUGGUGGCACCCACUACUGCUGCUUCCUACAAGGCCUCUGCUCCUCCUACUGAAGCCACUGCUCCUCCAUCCUCCAAGAAAGUCAAGCCUCAAUCUCUGAAGAUUGCCUCGGAUGACAUUCCUCAUGCCUCCUCCUCUGUUGCCACAGAUUCAGGACUUGUUGCAACAGAAAUAGCUGCUGUUCGCGCCUCUGUUGAUUCUUUGACUGCUCGAGUGAUGUUAAUUGAAGGACUGCAAUGUUCUGUGUUGGAGGCUAUUCAAUCCCUGUCCAAAGAUCCAGUCGUUUAA